Nicotiana tabacum (common tobacco) is the source of this 780-nucleotide messenger RNA. The record is from RefSeq and is a predicted model, not a curated record. Lineage: Eukaryota; Viridiplantae; Streptophyta; Magnoliopsida; Solanales; Solanaceae.
CGUAGAGAUCAACUUCGCGAUCAUCAAGCAGAAUUGUUGGAGAAAUUGCUAGAGAAUGGUGAACUUCAAAGUGGGAAAGGAUUAAAUCAAGAGCGAAGGCUUCAAAGGCUAGGUGACACUCGUUGGGGAUCACAUUGUAGAACGUUGGAUAACUUUGUUGUUUUAUUUUCAUCUAUUGUUCAUGUGCUUGAGGUGGUUGAAUGUGAAGGUUCUGAGGCUGAUGAUAGAUUACAAGCAGAAGCGUUUUUGAGUAAAGCUUUGCAAAAGAAAGAGCAAGAUAUUGUCAAUGCCAUGGUAUUUCUUUACCUCACAAAGGAAAGGUUGCAAGAGCUUAACAAUCGUUUUGAUGUUGUGAGUGGUAACUUGCUUCUUGGUAUGGCUAGCUUGAAUCCGGUUAAUUCAUUUGCUAAUUUUGAUAAGGAAAAAAUAAUAACAUUGGCCAAGUAUUAUCCAGAUGAGUUUGGUGAAUUGAAGCUUCGAGAUCUUAGUCACCAACUUGAUACUUUCAUAUUGCACAUGCGACAUGGUGACCUUAGGUUUUCUGAUUCGAAAGGAAUUGGUGAUUUGGAAAAAGCCUUGGUUGAAGCAAAUCUUGCAGAGAGUUAUUCACUUGUUUAUUUACUUAUAAAGUUAACUCUAAUUUUACCCGUCAUGACUGCAACGAUGGAAAGAGCAUUUUCAUCCAUGAAGUACAUCAAAGAUGAAUUACGUAGUAGUAUUAGUGAUACGUUUUUAAAUGGUUGUUUAGUUUGUUACUUUGAGAAGGAAGUAUUUACAAAU